This is a messenger RNA of Linum trigynum, 2307 nucleotides long. The record is from the annotation of a GenBank genome assembly. NCBI's taxonomy places the organism in Eukaryota, Viridiplantae, Streptophyta, Magnoliopsida, Malpighiales, Linaceae.
UGCCAAUCUGCCAUCAUUGCAGUGCAGCUGCCAAGUAGCACAGCCAUUCACCCGGCCGCCACAUGGCAAAUCCGUACGAGAAUGUCUGUCUCAAAUCCCCCUCGACAACUGUUAAAAAGUUGGCCAAUUCUGCCCUUGGCUCAUCGUUAUGAAUCCAUUUUUUCACCGAGGAUAGAAAUGUCUACAGAAGCAGGAAUCCCAGGUCUCAGAAAUCAGAGCCCCAUUCUUUUACCUUAUUACCCCCCUCCACUUUGUGUGAAUAUCGAUCGUCAAGCCUCGUCAAUCGUCAUUGUUCAUAUCUCUUAACUCAGCAAAUCACAUCAGCUCCUGAAUAUUCCUCUGUUCUCCGUUCUUUCCCCAAGAAGAACCCUUUUUUUUUUUCUACAAUGGCGUCCGUCUCUAAGUUCCUAACUUUCAUGUCCAUUCUGAUGAUGGUGGCUCUAAUCUCACUUGCUCGUUUACAAGAUGGGGAAACAGUAGAAAUCGGAGGAAGCAUAGCCAGGGGAGCCAGAAAGGAUCUGGGAGGCAAGAAGGUGAAGAAGCUGCCUGGUUUGGUAAUGGAGGACUCUGCCCGUGAAGUACCAACGGGACCCGACCCGCUCCACCAUCACGGUUGCCCACCAAGCCCCUGAAAGGACUCGGGUCAGUUUCAGAUUUUCGCCUGAUUGUAGGAGGGUUUGGUUUUUGUCGCCAUUGAAGCUUUUCCAUAGUUCUAUUUUCCAUGGAUUUUACUGACAAACAGAGGGAGUACAAUUUUGUUUGUUAGGUGGAAUUUCUAGGGAUUGUAGCUAGAAAAGAACAAGGAUUUUUGUCUAAAGGAAUGUAGUUAUGUCUCUGAUCUACAGCUAGAAAACAACACAAGGAUUCAAAAAGAGUGUCCUUCGAAAAUCUCCAUGGUUCUUUAGCUUCGAUUGCUUCCCCAUGUUGAUUCUUUGCAGCCGAAUUUUGUUGUGCCUUUGGUUGUUUAUAUCUUUGAUCUUUACGUUCAAAGUGUUGGCUACGUCUCCAAGAAACAAGUAAUGGAAACCAUCUAUGCUUGUCGGGGAAAGCCUUUCAUGGUUGUUGUUUCGAUUCUUGGCGACAAGAGUACACUCAUUGAGUUCCAAAUUUAAGUCUACUAUUCUCUGAGUAUUCGUGACGAGAGACGAGAGUAUACUAAUAUAUGGUAUAUUCAUGAUUAAAAUUAUACAGUUUUUUAUAUGAAGAUUUAAGGUUCAAUCUCGUUAUUGUCAUUAUAGAGAUAUCAUCUAUGAAUAUAUAGUAUACUAAUAUAUGAUAUACGUUGUAUUUAAAUUCAUGGUUAAAAAUAUACAGUUUUGUAUAUGAAGAUUUAUGGUUUUAUCUCAUUAUCGUCAUUGUAGAGAUAUCAUCUAUGAAAGGUACCAAUAAGAAUAUAUAUCUUACCUCGUGAUUAAAUCUAACUGUUAUUCGUUAAAAUUUUAUCUUGAGGUUGACGGUUUUUCUCAUCAUAAAAUUUUAUCUUGAGGUUGCUCACUUCUUUCAUGCAUCACAAUUGUUCGAUCACAAAUAUGAUCUAAUAAGAUGUAGAUAUGUAAAAUAUUUACGAAAAUCCUAUCAUUCGUAACUUGACUAGCACAGAAUGUGCAUCUUGUCUUGUAGAGGGAAAUGUCAAAUGUCUAAAUGAUAUAUAAAAACCAUGGUUGAAGAAGGUGCUAGGCAAGCGUUGGGGUCUUUCUUAUCGCCUAGCAUGUCUAAGUGAUGCCUAAACGUGUUAAGUGAACGUAGGAAUUUUUAGUAAAAAUAACACUUUUUUUAUUACUUUAAUCCAAUUUCAAAUGAUUAAUAAUCGUAGCUAGCAAUCAACAACAAGCAAAAUAUGGCUUCAUUUCCUACAAUCACAAGUUUAUUAAAGACGUGGAUUGUGGCUACUCCAUAGUCAACUAUGGUGAAUCACAGGGCAGAGGUAGGUCUACCAAGAGUUAGAUAAUAACUAAAGAAGUCGUGUGUUGUGGUUGAUCUGCAGUCGAAAAGCAGGGCAAAGGUCGGUUCGAAUGGAGCUGGAGAAGAACUAUAAAAUUUGUAAAUUGUGGCUGCUCUACAAUUGCAACGCCGAAAAGUGGGACAGAAGGAAAAGGGAUUGAUCGAAAGGGAGAAACCAUUGCAAUUCUGAAGUUUCGAGUCUUUGUCUCAUUGGCCAAGACCUGUAAUUCCAAAUCGAGGAAGGAGGAGUGAAGGUGUUGGAUAUAGACCAACUGGAGAUGACAUCUUGAGAAGAUUUGCUAUUUUUGUCUACCGAAUACCAACACACUUAAGUACACCUCAUUUCAAUUAAUCACGUCUCACGCU